AUGGUUUCCAAGACUUUCAUCAUCGCGGCUAUGAUUGCCUACGUCCAGGCCCGUUUCGGUCAGGAGCAAGUCCCCAUCGACGCUAUCAGUCAAGUUCAGGGUGGUGAUGGUGGUGCCGCUGCUACCAUUGCUGGUGCGGCCAUCUCUGACCUUCUCGGUGGAGCAAACUCUUGCGAUAAGCUCGUCCGUGCUGAUCAGAUCUUCACCGAACUCGGUGGCGGUGCUGAUGCCCUUGCUGCUGCCAUUGGCAUGGUGACUGCGGAGAAGAACACCAACCCCUUCGCUGGCGGCAACGCACAGAACGUCUGUGGCGAUGCUUCGCUUCCGGCUACUGCUGAGCUUCGUGGUAUCACUCCUCUCAUCGACCCUGAUGUCGAUGUCAACGGUGAUGCUGCUGCCCUUAGCGCUAGCAGUGCUGCGUCUCCUCUUGCUGCUGAUGGUCUGAGCGUCUUUGAUCUCAUGGACCAGGCUGGUCUUGGUGACCUUGUUGUUAGCCAGGCUUCGGCUGGUGGUGCUGGUGCUGCCGCUGGUGGUGCUGCCGCCGGCGGUGCUGCUCAGGGUGGCAACCAGGCUGCUGCUGGUAACGGCAAUGCCAACGCUGGUAACAACGCCAAUGCUGGUAACAACGCCAAUGCUGGUAACAACGCCAAUGCUGGUAACAACGCCAAUGCUGGUAACAACGCCAAUGCUGGUAACGAUGCCGCUGCUGGUAACGGAGCUGCCAACGCUGGCAACGCUACUGCUGAUGCUGGUGCCGAUGCCGCUGCUGGUAACGGCAACGCGAACAACCAGGACAACAACGCCAAUGCCGGUAACAACAACGAUGCUGCGGCUGGUAACAACAACGCUGGCAAUGCCAACAACAACCAGAACCAGAACAACAAUGCCAACGCUGGCAACGACAACGCAGCUGACAACGCUGGCAAUGCCAACAACAACGCUGGAAACAACGCCAACAACCAGCAAGAUGCCGCCGCCGGUAACGACAACGCCAAUGCCGGCAACCAGAACAACAACAACAACGCCAACGCCGGUAACAACGCAAACAACCAGCAAGACGCCGCCGCCGGAAACAACAACGCCGGAGCCGAUGCUGGUGCCGACGCCGGAGCGGACGCAGGCAACGCAGCAGCAGGCGGUGCCGGCGGCGCUGAAGACUUCGGUCUCUGCACCCCCACCAUCACCUUCCAAGGCGGCGAGAACGGGCGCCCCGCUGACGAAUUCACCUUCCAAAUCGCGGACCCCCUUGCGCGCGGCGGCCAAGGCGAAGCCCUCAACCCGGACAUCAUCACCAACGCGCUCUGCAACCAGCUGACCAACGUGUGCGAAGCCAACGACGCUGCUGUGGCUACUUGCGAGAGCGCGGCUGCGGCUGUUCAGGGCGGAGACAGGAACAAGGCGCUUGCCGAUCAGUUCAACAGCCUUGUUGGAUUCGCUGGUGCGGUUACCAACCCGGAUGGUGGUGCGGAGGAUGUUGGUGCUGCGGCGAAGGCGAGGAGCAUGCGCCGUGGUCUUAGGUUGUAG
Alternaria triticimaculans is the source of this 1524-nucleotide messenger RNA. RefSeq lists its product as uncharacterized. NCBI's taxonomy places the organism in Eukaryota, Fungi, Ascomycota, Dothideomycetes, Pleosporales, Pleosporaceae. The record is from RefSeq and is a predicted model, not a curated record. The transcript has 2 exons. Bases 1 to 1524 code for a protein of 507 amino acids.